Messenger RNA from Zingiber officinale, 2820 nucleotides. Its product is annotated as DDT domain-containing protein DDB_G0282237-like. The transcript is spliced from 11 exons. The record is from RefSeq and is a predicted model, not a curated record. Bases 325 to 2382 code for a protein of 685 amino acids. Lineage: Eukaryota; Viridiplantae; Streptophyta; Magnoliopsida; Zingiberales; Zingiberaceae.
CCCCAAAAGAGAGGGAGCGCGACCGCUACGUGGGUUUCCCUCUUUUCUACUUCUUUCUCCCUCUCCCUCCUCCUCGUCCUCCGCCGCCGCCUCGAUUCCUCGGCGAGGAUCGGAUUCGAGCUCCAUUUUUACUGUCUAUUGUCUCUCCUGCGUCGAUCUCUUCGCCGCUCCUAGAGCUGCUGCUGCCCCUCUCCCUCCCGUGGCUGCGGCCGCGGUAGCUCCGGCGAAAUCUAGGAACUGAAGGUUAUUCUGUAAAAAAGAUAGGAAGUUAGCACUUAGAUUAAGUAAUUUUAUACAGCUAAAAGAAAGUAUUUAAGAGCAAUCAUGCCUCUUUACAAAAGAAAGCCUUUUACUUUGAUGGAUCCUCCAAAGGAUUUGGAUGCAGACGAGAGUAUCUUUCAAAUUCGGUUCACGAAGGAACUGUUCAGGGACUAUGAAGAGUACUUGAAGAGAUUAAACCUUUAUCGUCAAAGAGUGUGGACAUGUAGAGUUUCAGGGAAAUCUAAUUUGACUUACGAAGAAGCUUUGGUCUCAGAGCAUCAUGCUACUGAAAAGGUUCAGGAAUUCCCUAAGGAUUUUAUAGCUCCAGUGCUUCAGAUGAUCCAAUUCAGCAUUGCUAACUUAACAGAUCUUGUGAACGAGUUGUAUGAUAAAUUACAAGAUAGCCUUUUUGAAGGACUAGAAUUGCAAGGAAAGAAAGAUGAUUCAGUUUGUUCAUGCAAAAUUUUGAAGGUUUUAUAUGAUGGCGACACCUUUCAGUACAAAGUAGAUUGGAUUGAUAAAGAAAAAAAAGUAUUUGAUUCUACUAUAGUAAAAGCUGAAGAUCUGAUACACAAGAGGAGACCAUUUAGUAGACGAGUACUUAGAGAGUUUAUUAAAGAAUCAACUUAUCAGAAUUUCCCAUGGGUAGUUCAUGAAAAGCUUGCUAAGAAGUAUGGAAUCUUCACUGAACCGCCAGAAGAAUUAAGAGAUAAGCUUACACUUCAAAAUGGAAGUGUUUGGAGCUUCAAAAAAUUCAACAAAGCUGAUAUUGCAAAUGGAGGAGAAAUUGGGAAUGGAAUUCUAGCAGCUCUUGAGAAAGAAAUGAAAAAAGAUCGGAUCAGAUAUCCUAUUGAUGACCUUUUGGUGCGCCCUGCUCAUGAUGAUCCUACUUUUACUGAACGACCUCCUUUGUCUUUGGAAUUUAAUGUGCCAAUGGAAUGCGUGGGCGACCUUCUUAUGGUGUGGGACUUCUGUUGUACCUUUGGCAAGUUGCUGCAUUUGUAUCCAUUCACUUUAGAUGAUUUGGAGAAUGCAAUUUGUCACAAGGACACUAAUCUAAUUCUAAUUAUGGAACUCCAUUCGUCAAUUCUCCACUUGAUUAUCAUGGAUGAGGGCAAAUAUUUUUUAGCAAUCCAGAACAAAAAGAGGAAAACAAAGAUAAAACAAAGCAAUUGGGUUGAGUUCUUGUCUGAGUUCUUGGAGAUGGAAGAUCGAGAAUGCAAUUCAACCUGUGUAGGAACUAUUAAACGUGGUCAUUAUGGUCUUCUUGAAGUUCAUAGCAAACUACAGAUAUUAAGGGAAUUGGUUGCAGAGGCCCUUGAGACAAAUGCUAUUCGAGAUAAGUUAGAUGAACGCUUUGAACAACAGCAAGCACUUGAAGCUGUAAAAAGAGAAGAAGCUAGAAAGAAAAAAGAAGAAUUACUAAAAAUGGUAAAUUCUGACUUGGAAUCAAAAGAGGGAAACAUAAUGGAGAAUGGGAGUAGUAAUGGUCACAUUCCUUCUUUGAAUGAAAUCAAUGUAAAUCAUUCAGAAGAGGUUUAUCUACCAGAUAAAAAUCAAAUUGCAGAAAAUGGAGAAAAGAAGCGUCAUUCUUCCAUUCUAGAAUCAGCCGCGAAAAGGCAGAGAGUGGACGAUGAACUGCAUACUAAGAGUGCAAGGGGUCAGCGGCGAACUAAGGACAAAGAUAAAGAGACUCACGAAAAGAAGCCUGUAACCAUGGGAGAACACCUUGAAAGAGAAAUUGAGAAAUUAUCUGGUCGGACCAAUUCUUUAGGGAAAGAUAGAAACUACAACAGGUAUUGGUUCUUUCGGCGCGAAGGAAGAAUCUUUGUUGAGAAUUCAGAUUCUACACAGUGGGGCUACUACAGCACUAAGGACGAGCUUGAUGCACUUUUGGGCUCACUUAAUCCAAAAGGUGAGAGGGAGAGAGGCCUUAAAAGACAACUUGAGAAACACUACAAUAAAAUAAGUUCUGCAUUACAGAAGAGGUCAAAAGAUAUCAAUCACAGACUCCAACUCGAGGAAAAUAUUCUUCGACGAUCUGUACGAGUGAGAGCCCAACCUAGGGAUAGUUCCACGACUGGAUUUCUCAGAUAUAUCAACAAGUGGAAGGGGUUAUGAUCCACCAAACCCAUCUCGUCAGUGCAGUGCCAUUUAACAACCAAAAGGCAAAUCUGAUAUGCCAAAUAUUUUUGGGUUGGCUUCGUAUCAAAGAAUAUUGAUCCUGUUUCAUCUCAAUUUUUGGUAUAUUAUGAAAUCUUGUUUAAUCGUGGACAUGUAACUAGCUCACGACUAUCCACGGGCAGCAGGUGAUUAACACUGAAGAUGUGAUCCCUAUCUCUUCAUCUUAUCUUUGAUCCCCCAACUGACUCAUGGCGCUGCCUCUAAUGUCUAACAUUUGUAACUCCAUUGGUUUUAGAUCAAACCGUGAGGGUUGUAAAAUAUUACAGCUUGCAUUGCCAAUUCUUGUAAGCCAUUUUCGGGCACUCAUACUUGAUGCAACAUUGUGGAUUUGCUCUUAUGUAAGUGAGCCCUGUGAAGGCCUGGUUUUUGUUGCCA